AUGAAGCUCAGUCAACUUCCUCUUGUGCUCUUGCUAAUUUCAAACAUUUCCUCUCAACAUACUGAAGCAAGACCAAAAGUGACUAUCAAACCUGAUCAACAUGUAUUCAGAGGAGAGAGAGUCACUCUCAGAUGUGACAUAUAUAGCUGGCGGUACAGCUGGUAUAAAGAUGGUUCAGACACUGUUUUCAGUGAUAAACAGGAACACGCAUUCAGUUCUGUUACUGAGUCUGACGCAGGUAAAUACUCCUGUUCUGGAUCAGAGAGAGAAGGAUCACGAACAUCACACAUCAGUGAAGAAGUUACUCUGACAGUAUCAGAUAAAGCCACAGCAGUGUUAGGUGUUUCACCACAGACGUGGUUGAAUGAAGGAGAUCCAGUGACUCUGAUCUGUGAGGUUAACAGCUCCUCUACAGGCUGGACAUUCAGCUGGUUUUCUCUACUCUUAUCAGGCAACAGCAAUCAUUAUAAUCCACUCUCAGACAGCAGCAGAGGAUCUGGAGGACACUACAGUAUCAGUUCUGCUGCUUUAAAACACACAGGAGUUUAUGUGUGUGAAGGAGAGAGAGGAGAUCCAGUCUAUAACACAUGGUUCAGCAACAAACAGUUAAUAUGGGUCACUGGUGUUUCUCCUCCAGUCUCUCUGAUCAUCAGUCCCAGCAGAACUCAACACUUCACAUCUGUCUCUCUCUCUCUAAGCUGUGAGGACCAGAGUAAUUCUAGAUGGACAGUGAGAAGAUACACAGACAGCUGGAGGUGGCUGGAAGAUUGUUCAUCAUCAUCAUCCUUGUCAGGAUCACAAACAGGGUCUACAUGUACAAUCAGAUCCACCAUCACAGAGGACACAGGAGUGUACUGGUGUGAGUCUGAAUCUGGAGAGAAAAGUCAUCCUGUUAAUAUCACUGUACACCAUGGUGUGAUUCUGGAGAGUCCUGUUCAUCCUGUGACUGAAGGAGAAUCUCUGACUCUACGCUGUUUAUAUCAACAUUCAACCUCACCAAACCUCAGAGCUGAUUUCUAUAAAGAUGAAUCACUCAUCCAGAGUCAAACUACCGGAAUGAUCAUCUCUAAUUUCUCAAAGUCACACAAGGGUUUCUACUCCUGCAAACACCCAGAGAAAGGAGAGUCACCCAAGAGCUGGAUCUCAGUCACAGCGUCUCAUUCAGGAUCUCAGAUCUCUGUCCUCCACACAUUCACUUCUGUUCUGACAGUUUCUCUAUAUCUGCUAGUGACAGUCGUGCUGAUUUACAAAUGCUGCAGGAUGAGAGCUGAAUCUGUUGAAGAACAAUAAAUGAAUGCGUCGUGAUGGUGAGAAAACUUCAGCUUCAUCCUGGAAUCUUACAAAAAUGAAUGGCUGUUAUGUACAUCGUUUAUUUUUUGUGCUUUACCUAAAAAGGUCAUAUCUCUAAUUCCUGGGCGAUCAAGGGACUAUAUUAAAGUACUAAGGUUAUUAUCAGAACAAACUCUUAAGUAUCUGUAAGAUGGACCCAGAAAAACUUGUACUUUUUUUGUAUUUUAUGUGCAAAACUUUAAGUACAAAAUAAA
Messenger RNA from Puntigrus tetrazona (Sumatra barb), 1544 nucleotides. RefSeq names its product high affinity immunoglobulin gamma Fc receptor I-like. Gene Ontology annotation, biological process: cell surface receptor signaling pathway. Gene Ontology annotation, molecular function: transmembrane signaling receptor activity. Lineage: Eukaryota; Metazoa; Chordata; Actinopteri; Cypriniformes; Cyprinidae. The record is from RefSeq and is a predicted model, not a curated record. The transcript has 9 exons. The coding region runs from base 1 to 1290 and encodes 429 amino acids.